AUGUCAACAUGGACCAAGAUAUCUCGUCCAUUCAAAUGGUUCUAUCAUGAAUUCGGGAUCGUCUCGAUCCAACAAACAGGUCGUAACGCAUACCUGAUCAUCUUGGCCAGGACAUGUCGUAUGUUUGCGUAUGGUACGAAUUCUUUGAUUUUAGCAAUCUUCUUCUCCGCUUUAAAUUAUACCGACCACCAGAUUGGUAUCUUCAUGACCUUGACACUCCUGGGCGAUGUCUUUCUGGGUACCUUUCUCACAUUGGUCGCCGACCGUGUGGGUCGUCGGAGAGUCCUAAUGGCAGGAUCGGGACUCAUGGUCUUGACUGGUGUGGUGUUUGCCCUGUUUGAGAAUUUUUGGGUCUUGUUGGUGGCGGCCAUACUGGGUGUCGUGAGUGUCACAGGUGGUGAUUUUGGUCCAUUCAGAAGUAUUGAAGAAUCAAUGUUGUCACAAUUGACAACACCAUCAUCAAGGUCAGACGUUUUGGCAUGGUACGUCACGACGUCGACAUUGGGAUCUAGUAUAGGAUCCGAAGUUUCAGGGAGGGUGAUUCAUUUCCUCCAAGAUCGACCGGGUUGGAGACCCGUGGACGCGUACCACGCCUUGUUUUGGGUCUACACUCUCAUGGGGAUCGUGAAUGCGGUGCUAGUUUUGCCCUUGACGAAAGAAUGUGAACUGGAGGGUUUGGGUUCACAAGAUGAGAACUAUGUCGAAAUAGCACAGGAAGAGAAUGAUGACGACGAGGUGGACGAUACGACCCUCCAGCAACGGCAGAACCGACACCAACACGAUCAAGACCUCACUGGGCGACGGGAACAAGAUGAACCAGAACCAGAACCAGAAAAAGGCGGUCGAUCCCGCCUCCGUAACAUGUCAACCUGGUUCGGUCGACGUUUCGCCCAAGUCUCGGCGCCCACACGGGCGAUCAUGUACAAACUUUGGUUUCUGUUGGCGGUCGACUCUCUUGCCGACGGCAUGGUACCUUAUUCCCUGACGAAUUACUUCAUGGACGUCAAGUUCCACCCAACCAAAUCGGCCCUCGGAGACGUCACGUCGAUCGCUUACUUUUUGGGCGCCGUCGGGGCAGUCUUUGCCGGUCCCCUGGCUCGGAACAUCGGCCUCAUCAACACCAUGGUCUUCACCCACGUCCCCUCGUCGGCGGCCGUGUUGUUGUUUCCCUUCCCACCCUGGUUCUGGUUGACCUCUUGUCUCUUGCUCGUCCGGGCGGGUCUGAACAACAUGGACCAGGCACCUCGGUCGGCGUUCAUCGCGGCCGUCGUCCAACCGCAGGAACGUACGGCCGUCAUGGGCAUCACGGCCAUGGUCCGUACUCUGGCGGCCAUGGCCGGUCCCAGCGUCACCGGAGCUUUGGCGGCGGACGACCGUUUCUGGAUCGCGUUCCUCGUCGCCGGCGUCUGUCGACUGGCUUACGAUUUUGGACUGUACGCCAUGUUUGUAAACAUGAGGUUGUAUCAACACGAGGAGAAUGAUGAUGACGACCGGACCACAACCAAACACGCUGGACUUGGAGGAGAAGCAACGACGAGAAGAGGAGGAGGAGGAGGACGACGACGACGACAAUCACAAUCAUCGUCGUCGUCUUCAGUAAUACCAAUGGCCGAACUCGAUCGUGGUCGUGGACGGAUCAACGAUGAAGAGGCGGCGUUGAACGUGGGGAUGGAAAUGGACGAUUUGAGAAGUACAUCGACGACGGUGGGCGACGACAGCGACGACGACGACAAGAACAACAACAGCAACAGCAGCAAGAUCAUAACAUCAUGA
Exophiala oligosperma is the source of this 1773-nucleotide messenger RNA. RefSeq lists its product as uncharacterized. The coding region runs from base 1 to 1773 and encodes 590 amino acids. The record is from RefSeq and is a predicted model, not a curated record. Gene Ontology annotation, biological process: transmembrane transport. The transcript is spliced from 3 exons. Lineage: Eukaryota; Fungi; Ascomycota; Eurotiomycetes; Chaetothyriales; Herpotrichiellaceae. Gene Ontology annotation, molecular function: transmembrane transporter activity. Gene Ontology annotation, cellular component: fungal-type vacuole membrane.